GUCGUUCGUGUCUACGACGACUGUACAAGAAAGGUCGGCGCAGACUCCUACAUUUCGAACUUCAUUAUUUCAACAGUCACAAAACAAAACUUCAAUACGAUCUCGACAAGCAGAAACGUCUGCACUUGUACAAUCUACUCCUUAUUCUAAACCAAGACAACAGCUAAUAUCUAAACCGCCUAAGAAGUCCCUCCCACUACCUUUUCUAGUUCGCCAACUGAUUAUUAAGCAAGAGCUACCCAGAAAUAAAUAUCAAGAUCAUGUAAACAACUCGAAAACUAUCCUAAUGUAUCAUGUUGGAUUGUUUGGGUUUCUAUUCGUCAUUACGUCUACCCAAUUUCAUCGUGAAUUUGUUAUGAUAACACUUGGACAACGUUGGAGUUCUGCUCCUAUUAUAAUACAUAGUGUGGAAUAUUUGAUCUUUAUCUUUCUAAUAUUUGGUUUAUUACGAUUGUGGUUUGUUAAUUAUCAAUGGAAAAAGGAGGAAAUUAGAAUCGCGGAAAUUAGAGCAAAAAUAGAAAAAGAAUUAGACGAAAGUACUGAUGCACCAAUAAUAAGUACAAUCACAAAUGGAUCUUCUAAUAAUAAAUUAAUACGUGAUUCAGGUAGGACUCAUGAUACUACUAUCAUACCCGAUACAACAGUUCCUGCCAGUGGAACUACUAUCGUACCUGUUACAACAGUUCCUGCCAGUGGAACGACAUCAACUUUUGGUCUACAUCCAAUUGUACCUGACACAACAGUUCCUACCAAUGGAACAACAACAACAACUUUUACUGGCCUAAAUUCACCAACUGCUAGCAUUCCUAUUCCUGUGACUACAUUUGGCACUUCUACACCUUUCACGCCUAACGCUUGGUUACGUGAUGGUUCGCCAAUUCAGGUUAAAGUUCCUCAUGCCAAAUACCGUACAACAACUUUCGUUACUCCUAUGGCAUCUAAUGAGCGGUCAGUCAGUAUUAAAAGACGGGUUCAUGGAGGUAUGCCUCCAGACCCUGACCCGGAUGAAGGAAUCGAAUAUUAA
Scutellospora calospora is the source of this 1024-nucleotide messenger RNA. Lineage: Eukaryota; Fungi; Glomeromycota; Glomeromycetes; Diversisporales; Gigasporaceae. The record is from the annotation of a GenBank genome assembly.